UCAUAGUACUACUUCCGGGUUGGAUCACAUAUUUUACUAAAUCAUUUAUUUGAUCGUUUUCAAAAAUAUUCAAAUAAUCACUGAAUUAAUUGUUUUGCAUAUGCGAGAUCAUAGAUUUCUAGGUGCAUAUGGCUUUUAAAUAAUUUAUUAAUAUAUGCGUUGCUAUGGUUACGAGACUUCAAGCUCCAGUCUGUUGUUGGAGGAGAGAACGAGCUUUUUAGCUAAGAUAAACAUUAUCCGAGGACUCCGACUACAAUGGAGGAGCGCUUUGCCUUCCUGGCCGAGUGGUACGACCCGAGCGCGGCGCUCCUGCGGCGCUACCAGCUGCUGUUCUACCCCAGAGACGACUCCGUGGAAAUGUUUGACAUGAAGAACCAGCGCACCUUCCUGCGGAGGACCAAAUACGAUGAGCUUCACCAGGAAGACCUUUUUGUGGGCAACCGCAUUAAUGUGUUCUCCCGCCAGCUUAAUCUGAUUGGCUACGGGGACCAGUACACAGCCAACAAACUGGGUAGCAAAAAAGAAAGGACAUUGGCCAUGAUCAAGCCAGAUGCAGUCACCAAAGUGGGAGAUAUAAUACAGUUGAUCUACGAAGCCAACCUUAUCAUCACAAAAGCCAAGAUGACAAAGUUUACUUGGAAGCAGGCGGCAGACUUUUACACGGAACAUCAGUCAAAGUCUUUUUUCAACAACCUGCUGCAGUUUGUGACCUCUGGUCCGGUCAUCGCCAUGGAGCUGAUGGGCGACGAAGCCGUGUCCGCCUGGCGGAAACUUCUAGGCCCGACAGACUCCUCCGUGGCACGGAAAGAGGCGGUGUCCAGCCUGCGUUCCCAGUUUGGCACAGAUGGCACCAGGAACGCUGCGCACGGUUCCGACUCGCUGGCAUCUGCUGCGAGGGAACUGGAAUUUUUCUUCCCAUCCACAGCAGGCCACGGACCCCCUAACACAGCCAACUACACAGACAGCACAUGCUGUGUCAUCAAGCCACACGCCAUCUCCGAGGCCCUGACCGGAAAAAUCCUGGGAUCCAUCAUAGAUGCCGGUUUUGAAAUCACAGCAUUGCAGAUGAUCAACAUGGACCGUGCCAACGCCGAGGAAUUCUUUGAAGUUUACAAAGGGGUUGUGACGGAAUACACGGGGAUGGUGGCAGAGCUCUCCUCGGGACCGUGCAUGGCUCUGGAGAUUCACGCCUCAGACGCAGCCACAGCCUUCCGACAGUUCUGUGGACCAGCCGACCCGGAGAUCGCUCGGCACAUACGACCCAGUACUUUAAGAGCGCUGUACGGCAAGAACAAAGUUCAGAACGCCGUCCACUGCACAGACUUGCCUGAGGACAGUGUCUUGGAGGUACAAUAUUUCUUCAAGAUUUUAGAUGGAUGAUUGUUUGUUUGUUUGUUUUUUCUAAGAACAAAGCUAUGUAAAUAAAAACAAAAAUUGAGUCUGACAAA
Messenger RNA from Sardina pilchardus (European sardine), 1448 nucleotides. RefSeq names its product NME/NM23 family member 7 (gene nme7). The coding region runs from base 256 to 1380 and encodes 374 amino acids. NCBI's taxonomy places the organism in Eukaryota, Metazoa, Chordata, Actinopteri, Clupeiformes, Clupeidae. The transcript is spliced from 12 exons. Gene Ontology annotation, cellular component: centrosome. Gene Ontology annotation, biological process: CTP biosynthetic process; UTP biosynthetic process; GTP biosynthetic process. Gene Ontology annotation, molecular function: ATP binding; nucleoside diphosphate kinase activity. The record is from RefSeq and is a predicted model, not a curated record.